This is a messenger RNA of Symbiodinium pilosum, 1296 nucleotides long. Lineage: Eukaryota; Dinophyceae; Suessiales; Symbiodiniaceae. The record is from the annotation of a GenBank genome assembly.
GGCGAGAUUCUUUCGGGAAUGGAGUAUGACAUUCACGACAAGGUUGUUCAGCUCAUGCUUGUGAUUGACGAGGGAUCUAGAUUUCGGUUAGAUCCCGCUGGCGUUUUCCGUAGCACAGCUGUGGAAGAGUGGCGCGAUAAGCAUGGCAUUUUUCUUGAUAUCGUUCCUGGGGAAGCCCAUUGGGCCCAUUGGAAGAUUGGCACCUGCGAGAACGCAGUUCAAGGAGUGAAAAACGUCAUGGACAAGCUCAGCCAGCACGAUGAGAACCUCAGUCCUCACCCAGCGCCCGACGAGACAGGGCGAUUCUUGGCAGCCAGCGAGAGACUGCCGCCAGACCUGUUGGUGGAACACCCCAAAGGUGAGUUCGCACGUUCUGUUCAGCUCCGACAAAUGCAAGCCAGCGCAUUCUUCGUGCGCAGAACGGCAGCUUGGAAACGAUGGUCCCUCAAGAAAGGAGAUGUCACAGGGGCAUUUCUUCAGAGCCGGGAGUAUCCAGACAAGCUCUAUUGCGUGCCCACAGGCAGCAUCAUGAGAGUGCAACGUGCCUGCUACGGCUUGGUGGAUGCACCGCUUGAAUGGUGGCGGUCAGUGGUUACUCGCAGUUCGGUGGAGACCAUCGUGAAGGCCAACAUCUUGCUGAGCAAUGCCAAGGCAAAGGCCGGCUACAAGAUGAAGAUCCAUAGCUUCCAUGAACGCGACAAGCUGAACUUAGUGGCCUGGGUGGACGCAGGCAACUGCAACCGACCUGACGGAGGGUCAACACAAGGCAUCUUCGUGGGAAUGGCAACCGAGGAAAUGCUGCAAGGAGCAGUGAGCCCCGUGAGCCCUAUCGCGUGGCACUCCCAGAAGAUUGACCGCACCUGUCGCUCACCAGGAGCUGCGGAGGCACAAGCAGCUAUCAACGGCGAGGACGCCCUGUACUAUGCCCGAUACCAAUGGAGACAAUUUCUCCAUGGAGAAACUUCUCUUCAUCAGCCAGAUGAGGCCGUGAAACUGGUGCAGGGCUGCGUGGUGACGGACAGCCGCACCGUGCACGAUAAACUUGAGACGGAGGUGUUGUCGAUCAAGGGUGCCGAGAAGAGGACACAUAUCGAGCUGCUAGCCUUGAAAGAAGCCCUGGCCAUUCGCUGGGUGCACUGCGAAACACAGCUGGUAAACAGCCUCACCAAAAAUGGGGGCUCUCGAGAGUACGAGCUGUUGGAGGAUCCGACCAUGAUGUCAGCCCGACGCCGGAAAGAGAGAGGAGGGAAGGAGGGGCAUGCAAGUCAUACAGACUUGGUGCUGCUUCCUCGCUGA